AACAUAAGUUGGAUCCACAGUUCCACACUAACUCCAAAAUGAGACACAUCAAGUGUGUCCAAAAAUAAUGUCACCUACUUACGUUAUAUGACUUUUUUUUUCCAAGAUCAUAUUUUUCACCCCUUUUUCACAAACACAUUUGCCUCCAAUUCCAUUCCAAAACAAAAGCUUCUUACUUUUGUUUUUGGGUUCUCUUCCAAAUCUGCAAUUUCAAAACUUUCAGAGCCGUGUGACCUUCUGGAUUAUUGAAUAAAUCUUCUAGGAGUAUCCAUUUUCAAAGAUUAGAACAAUUUUGGAUCGUUUAUUGGUGCUAAGAAGAAGAAAAUGCCUCAGAAUCUAGAAGGUAUUAAGGGUGGAGGAGGAUCCAUCAAGCUAGGAACCACCGGAACAAUCGGUUCCUUAAUGACAAGGGAAUUGAAUCAAAUCUCUUCAACACCACACAAACAAGUACCUUCAAGAACUAAGCACAGAACACUUCCUGUUUCGGUUGCCUGUACUGGUGCAACGCCGAAAAGACUACAACCAAGAAAAUCAUCAGAUGAAGCAAGUAGCAGUGGAGGCAGUAAAAGCACAAAUACAAACCAUAGAUUCCCCAGUAAGGCAGUGCAGAAAACAAAAUCUAGUGGCAGAAGUACACACAGAAUUCCAAUACUUGGUUAUGAUAACUUCCCAGUCGACCGAAGUCCUGCCAGGGAGAAGAAUGAUAAGAAGAUACCUAACAUUGUUGAAGUUGUGGACAUAAGAUGUGGGAAUGCAGAUAAGGCUUGGGCUACUCCUUUAGCAAGUCGUCUUAAGAAGCUCGGUUUCUCAAAGCUCUCAGAGAGCAUAAUUUAAACCAUGGUUAAUCUAAACCUGAAAAUUUUGUAUCUCUGACUUCAGAUUCCUGUAACUGAAAGCAGAGUUGGUACCAUUUGACCUAUUGUUGUUUGAUACAUCCACCAUAGAACACAUGCUAGAUAGGAGCUUGCUGCUACUUGGCCGCUUUUUCUUCGUACUUUCAACUGGAGACACAAUUGUGGUUGCUCUAGAGUUUGUGCUAACUGAGGAACCAACUUCUGUAAUUUGAGAUUUGCUCCUAUAUGACCUGUCUUGGGAAUUUGAUUCGAUCCGGCUGAAGUACUCGAUUUCUUGCAUUAUAAGAGAUGCUACUGUACCUCUGGUGCCUAUUUGCACCGGUGCAAAUUCUGCAGUUACUUUCAUGUCAUUUGUGGCAAUGGUAGUGGAUUUGUGCAUGAUUUGUUUGGUUGAGAGAAGGGUUGUUUGUGGUUUUGUCCUAGUUGGGAGACUGCAGAGACUGUGAGGCAUUUUUCUUUAGAUUUCAAGAAGAUGUGGUUUCACAAGAAUCCUUCACCUUUUGCUCUCUCUAUAUAAAGUGCAUGGCAUAUAUGUAAAUGACAUGAUCACUGCUUUCAUGUGCUUUCAGUUAAGAAAAAAGGAAAUGGAAAUGUCUAACUAACUAUACCACCCUUUUAACUACUUUAAGUUUCAUCAACAUGCUCCUAGGAACAUGAUUGAUAGGUCCAUUAUAUUGGACUCUUUUUCAGUGUUGAGUGGAUGAGAUAGGAUUCAUGUGAAAGGUAAAAGUGUAGCUUUAUCUUUCCACUACUUUUUAAGUAGGUUGUUGUUGCAUUUUGGUGUCUUCAAUAGCAAGGAAGAGAUAGUAGGCUAACUAUAUAUUUUUCAGUGCUUUUUCAUGUUUUGGGAUGAUUUUGUUUUGGUUAGCUUUAUCUAUUUUGUGAUUUGUUUCUAUAUUGGGUGCUACUUGAGGAGUUUGAG
Arachis ipaensis is the source of this 1776-nucleotide messenger RNA. RefSeq lists its product as uncharacterized. Lineage: Eukaryota; Viridiplantae; Streptophyta; Magnoliopsida; Fabales; Fabaceae. The record is from RefSeq and is a predicted model, not a curated record.